Brassica napus (rape) is the source of this 1088-nucleotide messenger RNA. Its product is annotated as putative H/ACA ribonucleoprotein complex subunit 1-like protein 1. Bases 333 to 935 code for a protein of 200 amino acids. The transcript is spliced from 4 exons. Gene Ontology annotation, molecular function: box H/ACA snoRNA binding. Gene Ontology annotation, cellular component: box H/ACA snoRNP complex. NCBI's taxonomy places the organism in Eukaryota, Viridiplantae, Streptophyta, Magnoliopsida, Brassicales, Brassicaceae. Gene Ontology annotation, biological process: snoRNA guided rRNA pseudouridine synthesis; ribosome biogenesis. The record is from RefSeq and is a predicted model, not a curated record.
GAAGGGUACGUGGUCUUUAUUUCUUGGCUAAAGGCGAAUAUGACAUCACCUAGAGAAAGACGAUAAUAGUAAACUCUGUUCUUGGUUUUUGGUUUAAUCAAACCGAACCGGUAGCUGAGUGUCAAGUCAGCAAACAUCGCAAACCAUAUGUCAAUUCGUUAGAUUCCCGGUUUAAGUUGUAAACCGGUAUUUCAUUUGGUGAAAACCCUAGAAGCCAGCCACCCUUUUUAAUCUAAUUUUUGUAAACGAGAAGUCACCACACCUCUCCACUAAAACCCUGAACCUUACUGAGAGAAGCAGAGCGCAGCUCAAAGAACUAAUAAAACCAGAAGAUGAGACCACCACGUGGCGGCGGGAGCUUCAGGGGACGGGGAGGAAGAGAUGGCGGCGGACGCUUUGGUGGCGGCGGCGGACGUUUUGGUGGCGGCGGUGGACGCUUUGGUGGCGGCGGUGGACGCUUUGGUGGCGGUGGAUAUCGUGACGAAGGACCUCCCAGUGAAGUCAUUGAAGUUGCGACCUUUCUCCAUGCUUGUGAGGGUGAUGCUGUGACCAAGCUCUCUCAGGCGAAGAUCCCUUACUUCAAUGCCCCAAUCUACUUGGAAAACAAGACACAGAUUGGGAAAGUUGAUGAGAUCUUUGGUGCCAUUAACGAGUCUCUGUUUUCCAUCAAGAUGAUGGAAGGUAUUGUAGCUACCUCAUACGCUGAAGGGGAUAAGUUCUACAUCGACCCUGCUAAGCUAUUACCUCUAGCGAGAUUCCUUCCACAGCCAAAGGGACAAUCUACGGGAAGUCGUGGGAGAGGCAGAGGUGCUCCUAGGGGCCGUGGAGGAUUCUCUUCCAGAGGUGCUCCCAGGGGGCGUGGAGGAUUCGCCUCAAGAGGUGCUCCCAGGGGGCGUGGAGGAUUCAGAGGCCGAGGGAGAGGAGGAUACCAAUAAUCUAUCUAUUGUAGCCUUGGCUUGUAAUUUUUGCUUUUAAUCUUGGAUGAUGAAAAAUGCUUUUAAGAAACCAUGACAAUGAUAUGAUUGUUUUCCAGAUUCUAGUUUUUGUUAUUGUGGUUUAUCAAGUGAGUAAAAUGUUUUGAUCAGUUA